AUGAUUAAAGCUAUAUUUCCAACAAAUUCAUUCGAUCAAUUUUUAUCUUCUUAUGAAGAAGAAGAAGAUCAUGUUUCGAUCGAUGACAAUAAUGACAUUCAUUCGAUUCUUGUCUAUAUUGGUCUUAUUACAAUUAUUCUAUUUUUUCUUCUUCUAAUAUUUUCAUUGAUUAAUAAAUGUAUGAAAAUAUUUCAUGAUGAAACAAUUACAACAAUGAAAACUAAACAACAGCAAAUAAGAUAUAAACGAUAUCAAUCGAAUUUUUUGAUAAAUAGACAAACAAAUAUGUCUUCAAUUCCAUCUUCAUCAUUUCUAAUUAAUUAUCAAUCAAAUAAUAUAUUAUCCAAACCUUCACUUUGUGCAACACUUCGAAUGCUUCAAUAUAAACAAGAAAAGUUAUCAUCUAUUGUUAAUGUAUAA
Rotaria sordida is the source of this 420-nucleotide messenger RNA. NCBI's taxonomy places the organism in Eukaryota, Metazoa, Rotifera, Eurotatoria, Philodinida, Philodinidae. The record is from the annotation of a GenBank genome assembly.